Molecule: messenger RNA, 969 nt
Organism: Phytophthora nicotianae INRA-310
Lineage: Eukaryota; Oomycota; Peronosporomycetes; Peronosporales; Peronosporaceae
Exons: 4
Coding region: 1-969 (322 amino acids)
Source: RefSeq, a predicted model, not a curated record
AUGGACUGGCUGAAGAAGAAGAAGGAGGCGGCGCAGCAGGCGGCUGCAAAGAUCUCCAACAAGCGCACGGCCUUCCGCGGAGAGGGAAACGUCCUGGGAGGUGGAGAUGGGUCUGCUGCUGCUGAUCCAGCACCCACCGCGUCUAGACGGCCGUCCAUCAAGCUACCGUUUACAAACCAAAAGCCCCUUGCUCUUUCCGCUGAGGAGCAACAGAAGCGGCGUGAACUGCAGGCCAAGGCGCUGGAGCAACGCGGAAAUGCGUGGGAGAAGCGUGUGGCCAAUGGACGCAAAGCGAGACUGCAGCAGGAAGAGGAGCUCGAGAAUAAGUUCCAGUACACGGAGGCUUCAUCUUCGACUGCAGAGGCAUCACCUUCAGGUCCACCGCCCGUCGUGCUUUCCAAUGAGCAAGUGAAGGCGCGUGAGCUGCAAAAUGUACACCAGCAGAUGGGGUUUAAUCCGUACGCAGCGACGUUCUCGUCCUCUACACAGGCGGUGUCUGCCAUGAAUUCUAUUGGACGGGGAUCGACUGCUCCUCCGUCUGCCCCGAAUGGCGAUGCUGUACCACCUCCGGCUCCGUUCUCAGCAAUCCCUCCAGUAGCAGCGCCAAGUGUUGUGUCCAGCAGCCCAGUAACUGAAGAGAACGGUGCUGUGUACGUGCUGCUGCGGCAAGACCCGCCACGCGCUAUCACGGCGGCGGAAACGCUGAUCAAGAUGCUGACCAACGUCGCGAAGAACCCACAGGAAGAAAAGUUCCGCAAAAUCCGGCUAUCGAAUGCCGCCAUUCAGUCCAAGCUGGUGUCGGUGCCUGGAGCUGUUGAUAUUUUGGCAGAAGCCGGUUUCUUGAGGGUCGAGCUUGAUGGUGAAGGCUAUUUAAUGCUGACUGCAGAUGCGUUCCAGGCUGAGCGUGUGCAGGCCGCAAUUGACCGCACGGAAGUGGCGCUGAUUCAGCUCCAGCAUGAUUCCGCGUAG